AUGUCCGGUACGCUUGACGAGUCCAACAAGUUCUGUACCGGCCUUCCGGCUUGUGUUCGCCAUUUGGAAGCAUUGCGGUGCUAUCAGUGCAAUUCGAACGAUGAUUCCGAUUGUUUCGCACCGCCCAAGAACUUCACGGAAGCCGAGUACCGUGACAAUCAAACUGUAGUCGCUCGGCUGCUGAUGGAAUGCCCGAAGGAUGAGCAUAACCGGGAACCAUUCUGUAUCAAAUCGUCCGUUCUUGUCCUUGGUGGUAGCCUGCCGGAUCAUACGCGCGUGCUGCGCGAAUGCCAGUACGAACGGUGGGGUCGACCCUGCUAUCACGUAUACAACGGUGGCCACGAGGAAAUUACCUGCCAGUGUGAUAGCGAUGGAUGCAAUGGAGCCACGCAACACUCUGCGUCGAUCGUCAUGUUUCUAGCCAUGUUUGUCGGUGUUUCGUAUCGGUUACUUACAAGUGGAACCAGCUGA
This is a messenger RNA of Anopheles darlingi, 471 nucleotides long. RefSeq lists its product as uncharacterized. Gene Ontology annotation, biological process: sleep; positive regulation of voltage-gated potassium channel activity; regulation of synaptic transmission, cholinergic. The coding region runs from base 1 to 471 and encodes 156 amino acids. The record is from RefSeq and is a predicted model, not a curated record. NCBI's taxonomy places the organism in Eukaryota, Metazoa, Arthropoda, Insecta, Diptera, Culicidae. The transcript is spliced from 3 exons.